AUGAAUACUCAUUUAUCUACUAAAAUUUAUAAUUUCUUAGUAAAUGCAGAAGAGGAGCAUAUUACUGGAGCCUCCGUCAUCUAUCAAGGGAUUGAAGACGACCCAUGGGUAUCGAAGGAAGAGUUGAGAAGUAUUAUAUCUCAGGCAGUAAUUCUAGCAAAUAAUCAAAAUGUUCGAGGUUCUUCACGUCAUACAACUCUUCUAGAAAUUCUUUCAGAGUUUGACAUUUCAUAUAAAGCUAUUUUUAGUUUACGAGCCAUUGGGGUUGUAAAAGUAAAUGAAGAAGAACCUCUUAGUUCGGCCCAAAUCAGAAGCAAUAUAAAUAAGUUGAAAUCUAAACUUAAAAAAAACACAUCAACUCUUUAUCAACAUUUGUUCUCGGCCGUAAAUCGAGUAUCUACAGACGAAUUAACAUGGAAGGUUCCGCUGGGUAGUCAAGUUAUUGCAGAUGAAUCGGAUAUAAUAAAGAAGUUGCCAAAACAAUUACGUGAAAAUUUUAUGAAACCGGUACAAAACAUGGUGCCUACUACUCUUCCGGGGUUUAUACGAAAGAAAUGUAAUGAAUUUGUACGAGAUUUCGCUAGUCGUGAUACUAAUAAAUUACCCCGAGCACUUUUACAUGAUGGAAGGUGGAAGGAAUCAAACGAGAAGCUUGCCGAGAUCACUGAUGGAAUCUUGGAAACGCUGAAUGAUUCUUGGAAUAAUUCGGCAUUUAGUCCUGAAGAAGCUGAAGUAUUGAAUGAAGGAACUUAUCUAACAAAUUUGAUAGUUCCAGCAAUUCGAGCUAGUUUGAAAAAUCUCCCACAUGGGAAAUUCACCUAUAUUAGCACGUAUGAGCGACAGAGCAUCGCUAGUGCAGAUAGAAGAAAACGUUCAGGAAGACGCCCUGAUAUUAUAUUUGUAAUGAUGGAUAGAGGGAAAAAAUACGAACUUAUGUAUACAGAGUGCUCGCGUCUAUUUUGUACGGAACAAAAAAUAAAAGACGAUGCAGUAAAAAUAUGGCGUGAGACUAACGAUGGGAUGUAUUGGGUUUAUAAAGGUCGGAGGCCUGAAAAGGACGAAUUUGGAAUAAUUGGGUUGCAAGUUGCUGGAUCUAUAUUACGACUAACUGUUCUUAUCAGGGAUGGAGCUAAUGUAGAUAGAUAUUAUCAUUUACACGAGUCAAGGAUUCCUGUGCAAAAGUCAGAACCAGCUGUUGUAGCGAAAUUUAUAGAGACUUUAUUAAUCUUGCGUAAUAUUUUGAUAGUCAAUAUGUCCUUACUCCCUCAUGGGUCUACACCUAAAUCAGAUAGACAGAAAGAAGAUAGUACAACUGUAGAUUCUGAAUAA
This is a messenger RNA of Rhizophagus irregularis DAOM 181602=DAOM 197198, 1329 nucleotides long. Lineage: Eukaryota; Fungi; Glomeromycota; Glomeromycetes; Glomerales; Glomeraceae. The record is from RefSeq and is a predicted model, not a curated record.